Messenger RNA from Phyllostomus hastatus (greater spear-nosed bat), 1950 nucleotides. RefSeq names its product IST1 homolog. The transcript is spliced from 10 exons. Lineage: Eukaryota; Metazoa; Chordata; Mammalia; Chiroptera; Phyllostomidae. Bases 367 to 1338 code for a protein of 323 amino acids. Gene Ontology annotation, biological process: protein transport. The record is from RefSeq and is a predicted model, not a curated record.
CCCGUGUACCAGGUUCCCACAACGCAAAACACAUUUCGGAACCUGAAACCUCAGCCUCUGAAGGGGCUCAAUGAGGGUUUCAAAAGGAGAAGACGUAGCUCGCUACCCCAACCGAGCUAACGGGGAAGAGGGGCUGUUCCAGAGAGUUGCCAACGUUGCCAACAGAAACAAGGAAUCAAAAGGCUGAACCCUGCCAGAGAUCAGAAUUCGGUGAAGGCGAGAGGUGCGCCCGCCAGAGAGGAGGUCGAAAGAUACUGGGGGUUCUGGUUUCUUGUGAUCUCGCAAUCUUUGCUACAAAAAGGAGUUUUAAGAACUGAUGAACCAAAAGGAGAGUUUCCAAGAGUUGCUGUGCCUUGUGAUGAAAUCAUGUUCAGUUCUGCCUUCAAAGCUGAUCGCCUUCGUGCGAACUUGCAACUGGCUGUCAGUCGCCUAAAACUCCUGGAAAGAAAGAAAACCGAGCAGGCCCAGAAAGCAAGGAAAGAGAUUGCUGACUAUCUGGCUGCUGGGAAAGAUGAGCGAGCUCGGAUCCGAGUGGAGCACAUUAUCCGGGAAGACUACCUCGUGGAGGCCAUGGAGAUCCUGGAGCUGUACUGUGACCUGCUGCUGGCCCGGUUUGGCCUGAUCCAGACCACACAGGCACUGGACUCGGGUCUGGCUGAAUCUGUGUCUACACUCAUUUGGGCGGCUCCUCAACUCCAGUCAGAAGUGCCUGAAUUGAAAAUAGUAUCUAAUCAGCUGUGUGCAAAGUACAGCCAAGAAUAUGGGCGCCUGUGUCGAACCAGUGAGAUUGGAACUGUCAGCCCUCGGCUCAUGUGUAAAUUAAAUGUGGACACUCUACCCCAGGUUCUAGUGGAACAGUACCUGAUAGAAAUUGCUAAGAACUAUAAUGUGCCAUAUAAAUCCCAGGCAACAAUUAUGGCUGAAGCCCCAGCAGACCUGGUUAGUGUUGGAUUUACCGAUGAUGUCAAGAAAGGUGCCCACAACAAUGGAGGUGGAACUGUAGCCAGACCUGGUGAUGCACUUCAGGCAUUGCCAGUGUCUGCAUCGGGGCCCUUACCUGUGCCGUCCUCAGUUCCUGGUCCCUCAUUGCUUCCUCGUGAAAGACAGAAUGACUCCUAUAAGUACAAUUUGCCUCCUAUACUGGUUCCUGGUCCUGGACCCAACCCCAAAACUUCUCCAAAGCCAGCAUCAAGAACCAAGAUUGGUUUUGAUAACUUUAUGCCUGAUUUGCCUGAUGCAAAACCUCAAGCAAGCCUUUCCAUUGACCCUUAUGAUUCAGAGGAAGUUGAUUUCGAAGAUCUCGACCGGAGACUUGAAAUGCUGAAGAAAGCCAUAUAAUUCCUUAGUCCUAGAUUGAGUAUUUGCCUGGGAAUUAGGGCUCUUGCACACAAAUUUUAAUAUGGCCAUUGAUGUGUCAGUGUGAAGUUUUCUAAUUUAGAAUUCCUUCCAUCUCUUAAAUCAUAUGGUUCUGUUUGUAAUAAUGUAUAUGUUUCUCUGUUUGUGUGCAUAUACAUAUGAUCAUAUAGUUAUUCCCAUUUCUUAAAAUUCUAUAAUUCUUAGAUGAACAUUCUUGACCUACAGAGUUUUAUUAAUUAUAGUCAAUAAACUUUCAUUUUCUCUGAGAUUCUUAUUUCUCUCAGAAUUAUCACUUUUUCCAAGGAAGCAGAAUGGUGUGCAUGUAAAUCUCAUCCCUAUACUUACUAGUUAUAAAUAAGACUUUUGGCAAAUGGUACCUCCUAUCAGAUGUGCAUGAGAGAGCUAAGGAACUAGAGGAAUGCAUGUCUUCUUAAAAAUGAAUAUCUUAAGGAAUGUGCAAACACUAAAAGUGAAUAAGAGAAGUGCUUUCCGAAAAUCUGGAAUCUUGUAUGCCUGGAUUCAAAUGUAGACUCUGCCACUUACUACUUCUAAGCUUCCUUUUUUUCUCACCUGUAAAAUGGGGGAAAUAAUGAG